AUGGACUGGCUGGAGACUGGCCGGCGGUCGGCUGGUGUCUGCCUGGGCAACCUGGAGUCCAGCUACGGGACUUUGCUUGUGCCUACGAAAGACCCGAGCAAGCUUUCGGCGUAUAGGGACCGCCGAUUCAAGGGGACGCAGGAGGAGUAUGAGGCGGUGCUGCUUGCGUCGACAACGCUGUACAUUGGGAAUAUGUCCUUCUACACCACGGAGGAGCAGGCCUACGAGCUCUUCUCCCGCGCCGGCGAGAUCAAGAAGAUCAUCAUGGGGCUCGACAAGAACUCCAAGACCCCAUGCGGUUUCUGCUUCGUGCUGUACUACUCUAGGGAGGAUGCUGAAGAUGCUGUCAAAUACAUUAGUGGGACGAUGCUUGAUGAUCGUCCAAUCCGUGUUGAUUUCGAUUGGGGCUUUGAAGAAGGCAGGCAAUGGGGCCGUGGACGAAGUGGUGGACAAGUCAGAGAUGAGUACCGUGGUUACGGUAAGAUGGUUCAGAGGGAACUAGAAGCACAAAGAGAAUUAGUUGACUAUGGUGGAUCUUUUCAACCGAAUGCACCACCUCCCUAUGAGAAAGGUGAGCGGAAGAGAGGAUAUGGAGAUUCUCAUAGGAAUGACAGAGGAGAUUACCAGCGGAAACGCUACCGGAACGAUGAUCGGUCGGCACCAGAGGAGUCCAAGAGAGCACCCGACUCUGAUCCAGCGGAGAAGAAUCCUAGAUUCCGUGAGAAAGGUGACUCUGAUGAAGAGGAGGAUGACUACGACAAGAGACGUCGUCGCUAG
This is a messenger RNA of Miscanthus lutarioriparius, 777 nucleotides long. The record is from the annotation of a GenBank genome assembly. NCBI's taxonomy places the organism in Eukaryota, Viridiplantae, Streptophyta, Magnoliopsida, Poales, Poaceae.